This is a messenger RNA of Orycteropus afer afer, 1356 nucleotides long. Lineage: Eukaryota; Metazoa; Chordata; Mammalia; Tubulidentata; Orycteropodidae. The record is from RefSeq and is a predicted model, not a curated record.
AUGGGCAAGAGCCCAGAUAAGAAUCAGUGCUUGCUGCUGAAGAAGAAAAACAAAGAUCCUGACAGUGAUCAACCCCUGAACAGCUUCGAUGUCAGCCCCCUGCGCAAACCUCGCACCUCCCUGGAGACCUUCAAAAAGGUGGGCGUCCUCAUCAUUGCAGCAUUGGUGAGCCUGGCAGCCAUCAUUGUCGUUGCUGUCUUCAUCAAGAUGAUCCUGGACAAAUACUACUUCUUCUGUGGGCAGCCCCUUCACUUCAUCCCCAGGACGCAAGUGUGUGAUGGCCAGCUGGACUGUGCCUCAGGGGAGGAUGAGCUGCACUGUGUCAAGAACUACCCUGAUGGGCCCCCAGUGGGAGUCCGCCUCUCCAAAGACCGAUCCACCCUGCAGGUGCUGGACCCCACUACAGGGGCCUGGGCCUCAGCCUGUUUCGACAACUUCACAGAAACUCUGGCCAAGACAGCCUGUGGGCAGAUGGGCUAUGACAGCAAACCCACCUUUAGAGCAGUGGAAAUUAGCCCAGACCAGGAUCUGGAUGUUGUUGAAAUCACGGAAAACAGCCAAGAGCUUCAUGUGCAGAACUCAAGUGGACCCUGUCUCUCAGGAUCCCUGGUUUCCCUGUACUGCCUUGCCUGUGGGGAGAGCCUGAAGGCCCCUCGGGUGGUGGGCGGGGAGAAGGCCUCUGUGGAUUCUUGGCCUUGGCAAGUCAGUAUCCAGUACAAUAGACACAUCUGUGGAGGAAGCAUCCUGGACCCUCACUGGAUCCUCACAGCAGCCCACUGCUUCAGGAAGCACCUUGAUGUGUCCCACUGGAAGGUGAGGGUUGGAUCAGACAAACUGGGCAACUUCCCAUCCCUGCCUGUGGCCAAAAUCUUCACCAUUGAACUCAACACCAAGUACCCCAAAGAGAAGGACAUUGCCCUCGUGAAGCUGCAGUUCCCACUGACAUUCUCAGGUACUGUCAGACCCAUCUGCCUGCCCUUCUCUGAUGAGGAUCUCACUCCAGCCACCCCACUCUGGGUUAUUGGAUGGGGCUUUACAGAGCAGGAUGGAGGGAAGAUGUCUGAUACACUGCUGCAGGCUUCGGUUCAGGUCAUUGACAGCACAAGGUGCAAUGCAGAGGAUGCAUACCAGGGGGAAGUUACCAAGAAGAUGUUGUGUGCAGGCAUCCUGAAGGGCGGCGUGGACACCUGCCAGGGUGACAGUGGUGGGCCCCUGAUGUACCAGGCUGACCAGUGGCAAGUGGUAGGUAUCGUGAGCUGGGGUCAUGGCUGUGGGGGCCCAAGCACUCCAGGAGUGUACACCAAGGUCACAGCCUAUCUCAACUGGAUCUACAGUGUCCGGAAGGCUGAGCUGUAA